This is a messenger RNA of Pseudopodoces humilis (Tibetan ground-tit), 2591 nucleotides long. NCBI's taxonomy places the organism in Eukaryota, Metazoa, Chordata, Aves, Passeriformes, Paridae. The record is from RefSeq and is a predicted model, not a curated record.
CGAGCCCCCCCACGAGCAGGAUGGAGCCGGAGGAGGGUCUCAGUGGGCCGCCGUGCGCGGGUGCCCGCGGCCCUCCGGCCGCUGCCAUCAUCGGUGCCGAGGACGAGGACUUCGAAAACGACAUCGAGCCCACCCCCGAGGAGCAGAACAGCCAGUUCCAGAGCCUGGAGCUGCUGCGGCAGCACCCGCUGUCCCUCAUGGCCUUCCUGCAGCACGUCGUGCUCCAGUUCGACUCCUGCCCCGUGCUCUGUUACCUGCAUGUGGACAUGAUGCGGAGGAUGAACCCCAAGGAGGGCAGGAAGCAAUUCCUGGAAUUCUGCCACUUGUUCCUGGACAAGGCGGGGCUCCUGCGGGUGCCCAUCCCCCACCACGUCCAGUUUGAGCUGGAACGGACCCGUCCGGAGCUCCUGUCGGAGGAGACCCAGCGGCGAUUCCUGCAGGACAUCCAGAACUUCCAGGAGCCGGAGAUCUCCCGGCAGCUGGAAGACUUCAGGUCGAAGCGGUUGAUGGGGAUGACGCCGGGGGAACAGGAGCUGUCGGAGCUGGAGUGGAGCCGCGCCCGGGACCCCUCAGGAUGCGAAUCCAAGGAGAAGCAGCUGGCCGAGCAGCUCCUGGCUCGCCUCGAGGAGAUGCACCUCACCAUCUCUUCAGAUGAGGAAAAAAGCUCCGUCAUCUUCGGCGCCAUCGUCGCCUACAUGAAAUUCCUGGGCGUCAGAACCAAGGGUGGUGACACCAAAAAAUCCAAAUCCAACUUUUUCCGUAAAAAGAUUUCUGGGAAGGAGCCCCAGGGAAAGGCCCGGAAGGGUUUCAGCCUCCCCGGGGCCGCUCUGUGGGGUCGCGACGCCCACAGUGCCGAGUUCAGGCAAAGCGAAGCCGAAAAGCCCCCCCACCCAGAGCGGAGGGGCCCAAGGGGGGCAGAGCGCAUUGAGGGGGGGUCUUCCCGCCCCCCCCGUGGCGGGGGGGGCACAGGCGGGACCCCCGACCCCCCCCCAGGCCUGUCAGUCACCGUGACCCCCCCGGCCGGGGACAGCGCCGAGGCUGAAGCAGGGACGGACCUCCUGGGACCCUCGGAAUUGGGGGAUCCCCCCCCGGAGCCCCCCUCCGGAGAGCAGCACGCCGUGGAGGAGGGAGCAGAGAGCGAGAGACGCAGCUUCAGGAGAUUGGGGCGCUCUGAGAGCCUCCGGGUGCCCGAGCGACGCCGCUCCCAAAAACUGGGGGGGGGGCGCCAGCCCAACCCCCCCCGCUCCCGCAGCAACGCCGACCUGCAGGGACACCCCCCCCCCACCCCGGAGCCGGGGGGGCCCGGGGGGGGGGGCCCCCCGCCCUAUCUGCCUCGGCAGCCUGAGGAGGCUGUGCCGCGCCUGGAGCCGGAGCUGGAGCAGGAGCCGCCGGCCUGGCGGCAGCUCGCGGCCCCCGAGGCGCUCCUCAGGCUGCCCCAGCGCGAGCUGCGGCGCCAGGAGGUCAUCAACGAGCUGUUCCUGACGGAGCACGCCCACGUCCGCAUGCUGCGGGUGCUGCUGGAGCUCUUCUACCAGCCCAUGCUCCGCGAGGGCUUCUUCGACGAGCAGGAGCUCUCCAACAUCUUCCCAAGCCUCGAGGACCUGGUGGAGGUUCACACCGAGCUUUUGGGGGGUCUCAGCAGUAAUUUCAGGGUCUCCCCGGGGUUUGGGGGGCUCCCUUUGCCCCCCCAGUUCGAGGGCACCGAGGGCAGCUGGUUCCAGAAGAUCUCGGCGCGCUUCUGCAGCCGCCAGAGCUUCGCCCUGGAGCAGCUCAAGGCCAAGCAGAGGAAGGACACCAGGUUCAACCAGUUCAUCCAGGAGGCCGAGAGCCGCCCACGGUGCCGGCGGCUGCAGCUCAAGGACAUCAUCCCCACGGAGAUGCAGAGGCUCACCAAGUACCCGCUGCUGCUGCUCAGCAUCACCAAAUGCACUGAGGCCGCGGCCGAGAGGGCCAAGGUGGAGCAGGCGGCCGAGUGCUGCCGCCAGAUCCUCAACCACGUCAACCAGGAGGUCCGGGACAUGGAGAACCUGAUGGUAACGCUCCCCAAAACCCUCCGGAACAAUUCCCCCCAAAAAAUCACCAAUAUCCUGGUGCACGAAGGGCUCCUCUCCCCCAAACUCCCCCAAACUUCCCCCAAACCCCCUUCAGUCCCCUCCCCGGACACAUCACACCCAAAAAACCCCCCCAAACCCCCCCAGAACACCGACAUCACCAAGCGCACCCUGGUCCACGAGGGCCCCCUGACCUGGCGCAUCACCCGCGACAAAGCCGUCGAUCUGCUGGUGCUGCUGCAGCGGCAGGAGGAGCGGCUGGUGCUGCGCUGGCAGAGCCGGGCGCUGGCGCCGUGCCCCGAUGGCAAGCAGCUGCUGAGCCCGGUGGUCCGGCUGCGCUCGGCCAUGACCCGAGAGGUGGCCACAGGUCCGGGGGGGCUCCCCGAGGCGUUUUGGGGCAUGGGGAAGCUCCCCGAUAGGUUUUCGGGCUGGUGCAGCAUCAUCAGCGACACCGCGGGGUCCCUGAAGCUGCCGGGGGCUCAGAGGGCCAAGGGCCAGCGGCCGGUGGGGGGACACGGCCCCCCGGGCCAGCCGGAGUGA